Molecule: messenger RNA, 220 nt
Organism: Jaminaea rosea
Lineage: Eukaryota; Fungi; Basidiomycota; Exobasidiomycetes; Microstromatales
Exons: 1
Coding region: 39-209 (56 amino acids)
Source: RefSeq, a predicted model, not a curated record
CGAACCUGAGCCCGAUCCUGAGGCAGACGCCGACACGGAUGGCGAGGGAACAAUGUAGUAGGUGGGAUGAGCAGAGGCUACUGAACCACUUGGACGAGUGUGUGGUUGCUGCUGCUGCUGCUGAUGAUGAUGAUGAUGAUGAUGAUGGUGGUGGUGAUGAUGAGCAGCAGGAGAACGCGCAUGGUGGCCGUGGGCGUGCAGGUGGCUAGCCUUGUGAUGA